UGGCAAACUCCCACAUUGCCAAAGAAGUCGAUAAGACUCGUCAGGUUUCUGGAGUUUGUACCGACUUCUAGAUCGGCGGUUUUGAUACAAUUCGGUGCUUGCAAGAUCAAGAUUCAUGGCCUUAAGACGACCCUUUUGGUUCCUCUUCGUGGUGGCAGCAGCGGCCGCAGUGGUGCUUGCCGCCACCUGCAGCUGUUCUGGUGUCGGCCACAUGCCUUCGAACAAAAACGACGAGGCAGAGGACUUUGAAGAGUUAAAGGUGAGAGCAGGGCAGGCAGGGGAGACGGCGGCAGAUGCCGGGAAGGAGGCCAAGGAGGCAUCGGAGUCGUGGGCGGGCUGGGCCAAGGAUAGGCUGUCCGAAGGGCUUGGGCUUAAGCUCAGCGAUGACGUCAAGGACACAGCCAAGACAGCCUCCGAGAAGGCCGGUGACACGGCCAAGACCGCUAAAGACAAGAUCCAGGACAUGGCCUCUGCAGGAGCAGCUCAUUACACGGCGGAGAAAGCCAGCGACAUGAAGGAUACGGCGUCGGAAAAAGGCAGCAGGGCUUAUGAGAAGGCGGGCGAGAUCAAGAACUCAGCCUCGGAGACUGCCGAGAACAUAAAGAAUGCAGCGGAGGAGAGAGCCCAGCACAUGACGAGCACUGCCACGGAGAAGGCAGGAGAGACCACCGAGGAAGCAAAAAGAAAGGCAGAGGCGACGAAGGAUAAGACCGCAGAGAAGGCCCAAGAAGCAAAAGACAAGGCCGCAGAGACUGCCGAGCAGGCAAGGCAGAAGGCUGCAGAGACGGCUGAGGAAGCAAGGGAGAAGGCCGCGAGGACAUCUGAAGAGGCGAAGGAGUCCGCCAAGGAGGCGAGGAAGAACGCGGGGGAGGAAGUGAAGAGGAAGCAGGAGGAGGCGGAGGAGAACAUGGGGUGGGCCAAGGAGGGUUACGAGGCGGCCAAGGCAAAGGCCGGGGAGGCAGUGGAGAAGGCCAAGGAGAAGAUCGCGGCUAACUAUGAGGCCGCGAAGCAGAAAUCCAAGGACAUUAAGGAUGACUUUGCCGGCCGGGGAAGGGACGAGGAGCUCUGAGGUUGUUUGGGCUGUAGUAUUUUGUGUGCUGUCGGGGUUUGAUGGAGAGUUGAGGAUGUGUACAUGUGUUUUCUAGUAUGUUAAAUGUUUUCCUUAAGAGAUGUUUUACCUUACAACAAUUUUCGAAAUCUUUUAGGUGUGCUCACAAGUUAAAUACAUCUUAAAUGAUAUCGUAAAACAAAUUGGAAGGUCCGAUCGUUGUUGAAUAAUACAAUGGCUGAUGUACGUUCUCGACA
This is a messenger RNA of Punica granatum (pomegranate), 1305 nucleotides long. Lineage: Eukaryota; Viridiplantae; Streptophyta; Magnoliopsida; Myrtales; Lythraceae. The record is from RefSeq and is a predicted model, not a curated record.